Molecule: messenger RNA, 1606 nt
Organism: Mollisia scopiformis
Lineage: Eukaryota; Fungi; Ascomycota; Leotiomycetes; Helotiales; Mollisiaceae
Product: MFS general substrate transporter
Exons: 6
Coding region: 14-1606 (530 amino acids)
Biological process (GO): transmembrane transport
Molecular function (GO): transmembrane transporter activity
Source: RefSeq, a predicted model, not a curated record
CGCAAUAUUGAGAAUGGAUGUGGAAACCCGACCAUUUGCGUUUGACAGCAAGACACGGACACCGUGGUCUGUAAAUGAAUCGUGGUUUGACGACAAUAUUAGCUGUGAUGGACUUGAUGAUCUAUCAAAUGCUCAAAAUUGGAAGCUGGGCAAAAAUGAGCCAUUUUCAUUUCAUGGUAGGAUACAUGCAUUGGAGUCGGGAAGUGAGUCGUCCUUCGGCGAUGUCGUCGAUUUUGAUGGGCUAGAUGAUCCAGCAAAAGCUCAAAAUUGGAGGCCAGGGAAGAAAUGGACCAUGAUAACAGUACUUGCUCUUAUGACUUUCAUAUCAACCUUAGCCUCUACCAUGUUCGCUCCUAGUGUUCCAUCAGUCAUGAUGGAAUUUCGAUCAACGAGUACGACUCUUUCCACCUUCGUGGUAUCGGUAUACGUGCUAGGAAAUGCAACAGGACCUCUCAUACUUGCCCCGCUUUCAGAGCUAUUUGGACGGGCGCCUGUAUACCAUGCCACAAAUGCCCUUUAUGUAAUUUGCACGGCGGCAUGUGCCCUCAGUGCGAAUCUAAGCAUGCUGAUUGUAUUUCGAUUUUUCGCAGGUGCGAUGGGAGCCGCGGUUUUGUCUCUAGGCGGAGGUACAAUCACAGACCUCUUCAUUCCCGAGCAGCGGGGAACGGCUAUGGCCGUGUGGUCUUUGGGUCCUUUGCUAGGUCCAGUUGUAGGACCCGUUGCAGGGGGCUUUAUAUCUAGCGCGUUGGGUUGGCGAUGGAUUUUUUGGAUUCUCACCAUUGCAUCCGGUGUAGUGACGAUAGCUUACUACUUCUUUGUACCUGAAAGCUACUCCCCUGCUUUGCUGGAGAAGAAGGCCUCGCUUUUGCGCGAGAGAGGAAAUCCAUAUCUUCGUUCCAAACUCGCAUCUCCCCUCUCGCGAAGUGCUACACUCUACAGAGCUAUUGUCCGGCCAACCCAGAUGUUGCUCUUCUGCCCCGUCGUUACCCUGCUCUCAAUUUUCAUCGCUGUUGUUUAUGGGCAGCUUUACCUCCUCUACACGACGAUCACCUUCGUCUUCGAGGAACAAUACCACUUUGCAUAUCGUACCUCAGGACUCGCAUUUCUCGGUCUAGGGGUUGGUAUGCUCCUGGGUGCUGGGAUAUUUGGCGCUGUGUCAGAUCGCACGCUGAAGGCCAAGGAGAAAGAGAAUGGAUUGAAGCCUGAAUACCGUCUCCCUGUUAUGAUGUAUGGUAUUGUUAUCAUCCCAAUUGGUCUUGUUAUCUAUGGCUGGACAGCCGAGAAACACGUCAUGUGGAUCGCACCAAUUAUUGGUACGGCUUUUGUGGGUGCGGGUAUGAUGGCUACUUUUGCGUAUCUUGUGGAUGCCUUUCCGCUGUACUCGGCUUCUGCCGUGGCUGCAAAUACUGUUCUUCGUUCCAUUGCCGGUGCGUUCUUGCCACUCGCAGGUCCAAGAAUGUAUUCUUCUCUGGGGCUCGGCUGGGGUAAUAGUCUACUAGCGCUCAUUGCGGUCAUGUUGAUACCAUUCCCUGCUCUUCUGAUCAUAUAUGGUGAACGACUGAGGAAAUUGUCUCGCUUUGAGUUUGUGUUAUCAAGUGUAAAGUAG